AUGGCCGCGUUUCAAACCUACAAUGACUGCUUUCAUACGGAUAAGAAACAACCAUCCGACUGUGUGAAAUGUAAAAUAACGAGUACGAGUUCAGCACCAUGGACAGGAAUCCUCCAUCUUGGCUCUCAGUUUCCUAAAGAAUAUAUGAAGUAAGUUUUCACGGGGAGGAGAGUGAAGAGGGACAUGGGAAAAAAAUACAAUUCGAUCGUCUUAGGAAAAAGCCAAGGUAUUUAUAGGAUAGAUUUAUUAUAAAACAAGCUGGCAAGGCACGAUUUGAAGAGCACAAUGCUAGCACCCUCUUGGGCUUUGAACCAAGAUCCCUUCGGUUUUCAUCCCAGGUAUUUAACCACUAAACUGCAGCACCCAGACACCCAGCGUGAUGUUUAAGAAAAUCAACGCAGUUUUUCGGCCGAACCAUCCUGCGCCUCGCUCUCGGGACAGGUUCAGGUCCAAUGAGGACUAUCACAGCGCGUGCACCGUGAAGCUGGUCCGGAGCACGUCGAUGCUUGUGGUCGGCGAGAGCAGUCGCGCGCUGCGGGACUCGACGCUGAAGCGGAGCGUGAGCGCCGUGAGUGUGGAGUCCAGCACCGCCCUCUACUAUUACCAGAGCCGAGAGGACCGAGUGUGGCUCUACUCCCAGAACCAGGACUGUCUAGAGUACUUACAGGAGUUGGUGGCGCUCAGGCGUCAGUACACCAAGAGCAUCAAUGACCUCAAGGACGGGGAGCGUAAAGAAACCGCGUCCCGCAAGAAGAAUGCAGCACCGCGACCACCGCAGAGCACCGCACCACAAUCUCAAAAUAUUCAACCUUCACGGCCUGAACCUUCUGCUCCACCAAUGCCAAACGAAGAAGACACGCUCCAGUUCUUUGAUGAAGUGAUCGCAAGCUGUGACCCAGAGCCUAGCAGAAAACCACAUGUGGACAACGGCCAUGCAGAUGUCGACUUUAUAGUGGCAACCAGUACCAGUGAGCAUGAUCUUCACUCCAACUGGGUGCUUCGGGACCCUCGUCGAAUCUCCAUGAUGGAGUCGCAGCCCAAAAAUUCGAAUGUCAGUCACGGGAAGGCAGCCCAGCGGAAAGGAGACAUGGGAAGUACAGGCAGCAGGAGAUGCCUGCAACGAAACCCUAUCCACCUGCCCAAAGUGGUAGAAAGUGCCUUUCAGACGCUGCGCUUCAAACCCAAGCUCAAGAAGAAAGACUAGAUGCUCAAAGAAACACUGUUUGUGCCUAGAAGACAUUAAACAAUCACAAUGUGAUCAAGAAGAUGGAGUUGCUAGAAAUAUUGAGGAAUAGCCUGAAUGAAUCCCUGGUGGAUGUGAGCUCUGAGAAUACUGUCAGCGCUUACUCACAACCUGAGCUUCAUAAAUUAUCCACAGCAGAUCACAAUCUCUCUUUCAGUAGCUCUCGAUAGCAAAUGCUUAAAGCCAUUACCAGAGCAUAACCACUCUGCUGGAUGUGAAGCGAUCAUCCUGCGCACUGAUUCCACACAAACGUUUAUAUUUUCAUCUCGUUUGCAGAUAGGACAGAUAUUUGACAGGAAAGCUGGCGUAGGGAGUGGGGAGGAAUCAAACUCGGGUUAUCAUAAGCACAGACAUGAUAGCCUAUUUAAAUAAUCAGACAGAUGAACAGAGUUCCCACUUUAAGUCAAAAAUCUAAUUCCCUGAUUAGACUGACUAAAAAAAAUUAAAUUUACAUGACAUUUAUUGAACAUAAAAAAGGCUGCUGUUGUGCUUGUAUACUAAUAAUCAGGGCUUGACAUUAACACCCACCAAAUGCAGGGUAGAUUUCCGUUGUGGCAGGUUAGACACCCCCACUAGUCACUUUGGCUGGUUGAAAACAUUUUUUAA
Messenger RNA from Danio aesculapii, 1849 nucleotides. RefSeq lists its product as uncharacterized. The coding region runs from base 380 to 1204 and encodes 274 amino acids. Lineage: Eukaryota; Metazoa; Chordata; Actinopteri; Cypriniformes; Danionidae. The transcript is spliced from 4 exons. The record is from RefSeq and is a predicted model, not a curated record.